AAAAUCUCACUUGCGGUCACCCUGCCUGUGAAGCAUUUUGUUUAGAAAAAUUGUUUUUGGUCGUUUGCUGCUGGCAUUGUGCCCUGCGACCAUAAACAUGGAUUUGAGCGAUAACCAACUGGAGGAUCAAUCCUUUGUAUACAAACACGAACAGCUAUUUAGUGAAAGUUUUCCAUUGUUCAAGGAGAUACGGAGACUGGGUAAACUUUGUGAUGUCACCCUGAAGGUUGAAGAUCAAACAUUCUCAGCGCAUCGAGUUGUUCUUGCUGCCACUGUACCAUAUUUUUAUGCGAUGUUUACGAAUAAUAUGGCAGAGAGCCGCAUCAAGGAAAUUACCAUGAAGGAGAUUGAACCUAGUGCAUUAGAGAGUCUUAUCAAUUAUGUUUAUAGUGGACAAGUGCGCAUCGAUAACCAGAAUGUCCAAAGCCUUAUGGUAGGCGCCUCUUUUCUGCAGCUGUCCAAUGUGCGAGAUGCAUGCGCCACUUUCUUGAUAUCCCGAUUCCAUCCACAUAAUGUUCUGGGCAUUCGAACAUUUGCCGAUUCCAUGAUCUGCCGCCAGUUGAUCGAUGCUGCCGAUAAAUAUAUCGAUCAGAACUUUGCCAAAGUGUCACAGUCCGAGGAGUUCCUUUCCCUAGACUGUGAGCAGCUGUUGGAGCUGAUGCGCCGCGAUGAGCUUAACGUGCGCAACGAGGAAGUUAUCUUUGAGGCGUGCAUGCGUUGGGUUAAAUAUGCCGAGGAGAAACGCUCUGAACUAUUUCCACAAGUGUUGGCCGCAGUUCGUCUGCCGCUAUUGUCUCCGCAGUUCCUAGCAGAUCGUGUUGCUCGAGAGGAGCUAAUACGCUCGUCGCAUCAAUGCAGAGAUCUCCUCGAUGAAGCCAAGGACUUUCAUCUAAUGCCUGAGCGUCGUGGCUUAUUGCAGAGCUUUCGCACGCGUCAACGUUGUGGUGAAUUCUUUACAGGUCAAAUUUAUGCCGUUGGUGGUCUUGCAAGUACCGGGGAGUCUGUUAGCACUGUAGAGAUCUAUGAUCCCAUCACCAAGAAAUGGAAAAUGGGCGAACAAAUGUCCAUGAUGCGUUCGCGAGUCGGUGUUGCAGUUUUAGAUGGCAAACUGUAUGCCUUUGGAGGCUUUAAUGGCACUGAACGUCUGUCCACAGUCGAAGUGUACGAUCCACGUAAGAACAAAUGGUCUCAGGGAUGUGCUAUGCUGUGCAAACGCAGUGCCGUUGGGGUCGCUGCUUUAGAUGAUUGCAUUUAUGUUUGCGGUGGCUACGACGGCGUUACAUCGCUUAAUACUGUUGAGGUUUACUAUCCCAAAGCAAAUACAUGGAAAACGGUUGCUCAAAUGAUGAAGUAUCGAUCAGCGGGCGGAGUUACACAGCUUAAUGGUUACGUUUAUGCCUUAGGUGGGCACGAUGGAUUGUCCAUAUUUGACUCUGUAGAGCGAUACGAUCAAAAUGAAGACGUCUGGAUAAAGAUGUCACCGAUGCUUAAUCGACGCUGUCGUUUGGGCGUAGCUACGCUGAAUGGCAAGAUCUAUGUGUGCGGCGGUUACUGCGGCAAUUCAUUUUUGCGUUCUGUGGAAUGCUACGAUCCGCUGACAGACGUUUGGAAGCUUGUUACGCCGAUGAACUGCAAGAGAUCACGAGUUGCUUUAGCUGCCAACAUGGGAAAAUUGUGGGCCAUUGGCGGGUACGAUGGUGAAUCGAAUCUGUCAACUGUUGAAGUGUACGAUCCCGAGACAGACAAAUGGACUUUUAUGCCUCCAAUGUGUGCACACAGUGGAGGCGUCGGAGCCGGCGUUAUACGUAUUGAUUGAUUUGACUAGCCAAAAAUUCGCUCCUAGUUAUUUGAUUAGUAAAUCUGUGUAGUGGUCUUAUACAUACAUUUAUAGUAUAUGCGCGUUUGCAACUAAGCUUUAGUGGUCCUUAGGUCACAGCUCUAUUUUUAAAUUGUUCGUUUAGAUCCAGAUUGUUAAGUGUUUAUCAUUCCAAUUGUAUAUUUUGUUUAGUUCGUAAUAUAACCAUAUCCUGUAAUACUCAUUAAACUGAAUACAAUGACAUAUGAA
Molecule: messenger RNA, 2065 nt
Organism: Drosophila albomicans
Lineage: Eukaryota; Metazoa; Arthropoda; Insecta; Diptera; Drosophilidae
Gene: KLHL18
Product: kelch-like protein 18
Exons: 4
Coding region: 98-1816 (572 amino acids)
Molecular function (GO): protein binding
Source: RefSeq, a predicted model, not a curated record